GCCGCGCCGCCGUGACGACAUCCUUCCGCGCCCGAAGCCGAGCGUCCUCAGCGGCGGGUGGCGGGCGCCUGCGCAGUGGCUCCGAGCGGGCGGUUGCUUGCUGGUUGUUGUAGUAACGGGGGAAGCAGCCGUCAGCGGCUGCCGUGAGCCCGGCUGGGGAAGGAGGACGGAGGUAGGCGAAGAGCGCGGUCCCCGCCUGCCCGCCCGAGCCAUGGGAAGAUGAGACGGGAAACUGUGCCACCCAAAUUGAUUGAUCCAGUGAAUCUGCAAGGAAAGGUCUCUGAGGCCCCCGUCUGCUGACUGUAUGACAACCCCUAAAGGAAAUGCCAGUCGUGAUGGCCCGGGACCUGGAGGAAACAGCAUCAUCCUCAGAGGAUGAGGAGGUGGUAAGCCAAGAGGAUCAUCCAUGUAUCAUGUGGACUGGAGGCUGCAGGAGAAUUCCAGUUUUGGUGUUCCAUGCUGAUGCUAUUCUGACAAAGGACAACAAUAUUCGAGUAAUUGGAGAACGUUAUCAUUUGUCUUACAAGAUUGUACGAACAGACAGUCGCCUGGUGCGCAGCAUUCUGACAGCCCAUGGAUUUCAUGAAGUUCACCCAAGCAGCACUGACUAUAACCUAAUGUGGACAGGAUCCCACCUGAAGCCCUUCUUACUUCGUACCCUCUCUGAAGCACAAAAGGUUAAUCACUUUCCCAGGUCGUAUGAACUAACCCGGAAGGACCGACUGUACAAAAACAUCAUUCGAAUGCAGCAUACGCAUGGAUUCAAGGCUUUCCACAUCCUGCCUCAGACCUUCCUGCUGCCGGCUGAGUAUGCGGAAUUCUGUAAUUCAUAUUCAAAGGACCGGGGACCUUGGAUAGUAAAACCAGUGGCCUCUUCUAGGGGGCGGGGCGUCUACCUGAUCAACAAUCCAAACCAGAUUUCCCUGGAAGAGAACAUCCUGGUCUCUCGUUACAUCAGCAACCCCCUGCUCAUAGAUGAUUUCAAAUUUGAUGUGCGCCUCUAUGUGCUUGUGACUUCCUAUGAUCCUCUUGUCAUCUAUCUCUAUGAAGAAGGAUUGGCUAGGUUUGCAACCGUGCGAUAUGAUCAGGGAGCCAAGAACAUUCGGAACCAGUUCAUGCACCUGACAAACUACAGUGUGAACAAGAAGAGUGGAGACUAUGUCAGUUGUGAUGACCCGGAAGUGGAGGAUUAUGGGAACAAAUGGAGCAUGAGUGCUAUGCUGAGGUAUCUGAAACAAGAAGGCAGAGAUACAACUGCGUUGAUGGCCCAUGUAGAAGACCUGAUCAUUAAGACUAUAAUCUCUGCUGAACUAGCUAUUGCUACGGCCUGUAAAACCUUUGUUCCUCAUCGCAGCAGUUGUUUUGAACUCUAUGGCUUUGAUGUGCUCAUAGAUUCUACUCUGAAGCCAUGGUUGUUGGAAGUGAAUCUCUCUCCUUCUUUGGCCUGUGAUGCACCUCUGGACCUAAAGAUUAAAGCCAGUAUGAUUUCAGAUAUGUUCACUGUUGUAGGAUUUGUGUGCCAGGAUCCUGCCCAGCGGGCAUCAACCCGGCCAAUUUAUCCCACCUUUGAGUCUUCCAGGAGAAACCCUUUCCAGAAACCUCAGCGUCCGGUAUCUGCACAGUUUCAGUCAUGUUUCAACGCCAAACAGCGUUCCCGUCCACUCUCUGCCAGUGAUGCGGAAAUGAAAAACCUUGUGGCCUCAGCCCGGGAGAAGGUGCCGGGGAAGUUAGGUGGUUCUGUGCUUGGUCUGUCAAUGGAGGAGAUCAGAGUUUUACGGAGGGUAAAGGAAGAGAAUGAUCGGAGAGGUGGAUUUAUUCGCAUAUUCCCUACAUCAGAGACAUGGGAAAUAUAUGGGUCCUACCUCGAACACAAGACCUCCAUGAACUAUAUGCUGGCGACACGUCUAUUCCAGGACAGGGGACACCCAAGAAGAAGCUUAUUGACAGGAAGAACACGGAUGACUGCUGAUGGAGCACCGGAAUUGAAGGUAGAGAGUAUGAAUUCAAAGGCCAAGAUACAUGCUGCUCUUUAUGAGAGAAAGCUCCUGUCUUUGGAGGUGCGAAAACGUAGACGUCGGAGUGGCAGAUUGAGGUCAUUGAGGCGAAAAUACCCAGUGAUUACCCAACCAGCUGAAAUGAAUGUUAAAACUGAGACAGAGAGUGAAGAGGAGGAAGAAGAUGCAUUAGACAAUGAAGAUGAAGAACAGGAAGCUUCCCAGGAGGAGUCUGCAGGGUCCCUUGGAGAAAAUCAAGCCAAAUACACACCCUCAUUGACCAUUAUGGUAGAAAAUUCACUCAAAGAAAAUGCCGUGAAAGUUCCUGAAUGGAAUAACAAAGGUGAACAGUGCCACAAAAUUGAGACUCAGGAAUCAGAGCCUAAAUUUAACUUGAUGCAGAUUCUGCAAGAUAAUGGCAAUCUUAGCAAAGUGCAGGCCCGAAUAGCAUUCUCUGCCUAUCUCCAGCAUGUUCAAAUUCGCCUGAUGAAAGACAGUGGAGGUCAGACGUUCAGUGCCAGUUGGGCUGCCAAAGAGGAUGAACAGAUGGAGCUGGUGGUUCGUUUCCUCAAGCGAGCAUCAAGUAACCUCCAGCACUCACUGAGAAUGGUAUUACCCAGUCGACGACUGGCACUUCUGGAACGUAGAAGAAUCCUGGCCCACCAACUGGGUGACUUUAUCAUUGUGUACAACAAGGAAACAGAACAAAUGGCUGAAAAGAAAUCAAAGAAGAAACUUGAAGAAGAAGAGGAAGAUGGGGUGAAUAUGGAAAACUUUCAGGAGUUCAUCAAACAAGCAAGUGAGGCUGAACUGGAGGAGGUGCUGACUUUUUAUACCCAAAAAAACAAGUCUGCAAGUGUCUUCCUGGGGACUCACUCAAAAAGCUCUAAAAACAGCAACAGCUAUUCUGAUAGCAGGGCAAAGGGUGAUCACCCUGAGACGAUGGAGGAAGUGAAAAUAAAGCAACCCAAACAGCAACAGGCAACAGAAAUUCACUCUGAUAAGUUAUCUCGAUUUACCACUUCAGCAGAAAAAGAGGCUAAAUUAGUCUAUACCAAUUCUUCCUCUACUUCUUUCUCUGGUCCUGCUGCUACUCUUCUGCAGAAAAUUCCCAGCACCCAUUUGUCAUCUCUUGUUACAACCUCUGACCUCUCCCCAAGGCCUGGCCACCAUUCUUUAUCUCAGAUUCCUCCAGCUAUCCCCAGCAUGCCUCACCAGCCCACAAUUUUACUGAACACAGUUCCUGACAUUGCUUCUCCCUCCAUAUAUCCUGGGACACAGAACGUACCAAGCCCUGCUGGCCUGCCACGCUGUCGAUCAGGCAGUUACACCAUUGGCCCCUUUUCCUCUUUCCAAAGCGCUGCACACAUCUAUAGCCAGAAACUGUCUCGACCCUCUUCAGCAAAGGCAGCAGGUUCGUGCCAUCCAACCAAGCAGCAUUCAGGAGUAGCCAAAACACAGAAGGAGGGAGAAGAUGGUUCUUCGCACAGCAAACGGUACAACCAAAGUAUGGUGACAGCUGAACUUCAGCGGCUGGCCGAGAAGCAGGCAGCAAGGCAGUAUUCUCCAUCCACACACAUCAGUCUCCUCACCCAGCAGGUAACAAACCUGAAUUUGACAAGUGGCGUCAUAAACAGAAGCAGUGCUUCAACUCCCCCCACCCUUCGGCCUGUGAUCAGUCCUAGUGGCCCGACAUGGUCAAUACAGUCAGACUCCCAUGCUCCUGAGAGCCACUCCAGCCCUCCUGGAAGCAGGAGCCUCCAAACAGGUGGCUUUGCCUGGGAGGGAGAGGUAGAGAACAACGCGUACAGCAAGGCUACAGGGGUGGUCCCCCAGCACAAGUAUCACCCCACAGCGGGCAGCUACCAACUCCACUUUGCCCUGCAGCAGCUCGAACAACAAAAACUUCAGUCCCGGCAGCUUCUGGACCAGAGUCGUGCCAGGCACCAGGCAAUCUUUGGCAGCCAGACACUACCUAACUCCAAUUUAUGGACAAUGAAUAAUGGUGCAGCUUGCAGAAUUUCAAGUGCCACAGCUAGUGGCCAGAAGCCAACCACUCUGCCCCAAAAAGUGGUGCCAUCUCCAAGUUCUUCCUCCUCCCUGGUCCCCAAACCCCCAUCCAAUCACAAACAAGUUCUCAGAAAGGCAACAUCCCAGAGGACUUCCAAGGGCUCCUCCACAGAAGGGCAGCUGAAUGGACUCCAGAGCAGCCUUAACUCUGCAGCCUUUGUGCCCAUCACCAGCUCCACAGAUCCUGCUCACACUAAACCAUGAACCACGAACACGUGGAAGAAAAACCUCUUCUCUACUCCCACCACUCCUGGGUGCAUGACUGCGGGGGAAGCAUCCACCAGUGCUGCGAGGGGUCUGUGGUAUUGUUUUGCUGCCUCAGUCCCCAGAGCCUUCGAGCAGAAGUGGCAAUACACUGUUGCCCGUAGCCAAUCCAGACUUUCCUGAGACGACAGGAAAACACAUCAGCUGGUUUUGAUGGAACUUGGCAGUGGGGACAUUCAACUGAUGCGCUAUAGACCCCGUCAGAGCACACAUGUGUCUUUUACCCCCUUUACCCCCUCCCCCAACCUGCUUAGGUCUUCUCUGUCCCUCUCCUGCUACCACACAGAGAUGAUAUAAAAGAGGCUCUUUGGCUAUUUGCAUUUUGCUUCCUCUUCUUUUCCAGAUUGCAAUAUUAAGCUUUACUUCCUACAAGCCUAAAAUCCCAGCAACGUUAUCUACCCAAGUUGUUCUUCUGUUUUCAGAGUUUGGGGGGAAGGGGGAGCUUCCAUCACGAGUUUCCGGAGAGUGGAGAGAAGUUGGUGUGCUGCUGACCACACAAGCCACUGUAAAGGCACCCUUUGGAAUUACUGAUUUCUAAAAUUAAUAAAGUAAUUCUAUUUUUAUUUUCUUUUUUCCAUUUACUAAUUUCCCCACAAUCAGUAUUUGCAAACAAGACUGAAAUGGGACCAACUUCUCAUUAUAUUUCAUUGCUGGGCAAUUUUUUAAACUUUAGAAAUGUGAGCUGUAGAGAGAUGUUUUAUUCUUACAUUCAGUUUCAGCAGAUGGUGGGUCCAGGCUCUCCCCCACGGGCAGCUCCCACACCUGGGAAGCUGGUGUGUGCAAAUGUCUCUGUUAGCAGACCACAGCAGACAGGUCCUUCGGCGGCGUGUGAAUCUGUAUCCAGUCGCACAUUGUUUACCUAAACAGUUCAUCAGAACGAGGCAGCACAGCCCCCUGAGUGCUUUCCACUUAACCUCUGCUCUCUGGCUUCCUCAUCUGUCCUAGUUCCUCUCUCUGGCUUCUGCUGGAGAAAAGCUUGAAAGGUGGGCUGCAGAGCCCACCAAAGGAUUGACUUAGCUGUCCUAGGGAGUUAUUGGGUGAGAAUCCAGAAUCUGGGGUUUCUAUAAGAUGCUAAAGACUCAGCAUUGAAACCCCAAAAGAAAAAUGACACCCAAAAAGGCAGCGAGAAAAGAGACUUUAUUGCCUUCUUAGUGAAUGAAAACAGGUUUGAGCACAUUGAAGCGUUUUGUUUGCUUGUGAAGGAUGAAGUCUUGUCAAUUGCAGGAGAGAAGAGAGAAUGUAUACCAGAUGGUCCUGGGACUUCUGGUUAGAGUUUGAGGACCAUCUUAACUGUUUGCUAGCUUGGUUGUGAAUUGGUUAGGAGACAAAUUAGAAUUCCUUCAUAGUCCCCUGCUGAUGUGUAGAACUGGGAAAUAAGAUGUUUAGGGAGACUCACCACAUGGAUCUUGUGAAAAAGGAUAAGAGUAUGAGCCUGUAAGAGAACUUUUAGACCAACUGGAGUGCUUGGGAUUGCCCUAGGUAAGCAUCAGAAUUGAAUCCUUAAGCUAAUUUCUUACUGCAUUCACCAUGUGCUGAUCAGGUGUAAGACCAGAAUCCAGAUCUCUCCCUUCAUUUACCUAAGUACUUUCAAGUCAUUUUUACUGGUACUGGACUUCAGUUGGUAAUAAACCAGACAGAUCAUACGAUCCUCCCUCCAACAGCAGUGUCCCUCCUUACCUUUCCCUAAAACAAGCAUGUAUUUUGGAAGAUGGACAGACAAUGGUUCAAGUUUCUAUAGUGCCUGUAAAUGACAUGUGGAAUGGGGACGCUGGACUUCAGACCCCUGCCCAUAUUUAUAUCUGCUGAUUAAGAUAAGAAUAGAGAUCGAACAUAAAAAGAACAUUUGGAA
Messenger RNA from Ceratotherium simum simum (southern white rhinoceros), 6177 nucleotides. RefSeq names its product tubulin tyrosine ligase like 5 (gene TTLL5). The record is from RefSeq and is a predicted model, not a curated record. Gene Ontology annotation, molecular function: tubulin-glutamic acid ligase activity; tubulin binding. Gene Ontology annotation, cellular component: ciliary basal body. NCBI's taxonomy places the organism in Eukaryota, Metazoa, Chordata, Mammalia, Perissodactyla, Rhinocerotidae. Gene Ontology annotation, biological process: protein polyglutamylation; microtubule cytoskeleton organization.